CCUUCUCUCUCUCUCUCUCUCUCUCUCUACUGCGCGCAAUCGCGCUUAGGGUUUCGAGUUCUCGUUGACACGGCGGAGAGGAAAAUCGAGGGGAAAUCGAUCGAUCGAUCAUCGAUCGGGGGUCGGAGAAGAUGUGGCACGAGGCGCGGAGGUCGGAGAAGAAGGUGCACGACAUGAUGGACGCGGCCCGCAAGAGAGCGCAGAGGCGGGCCGUGUUUCUGGCCAAGCGGCGCGGCGACCCGCAGCAGUCGAUCCAGGCCGUCGGCUCUCGGUGCCGCAUGUACCGCGACGACGGCCUCUACCAAGCCACCCAGGACCAGCAAGGAUUGAUACCAUGGAAUGGGAAAGAGGAUAUUCUAAUUGACAGAUUUGAUGGACGUGCACUGCUUGAUUUUAUUCGGGAGUCAAAGCACUCUCGGGUUAAGGAAAAGUCCGAAGAAGAGGAAGAACUAGAGGAGUUUGUAAAUUUUGAGCGUUAUCGGGAUUUAAUUAAGCAUCGACGUAGAGGAUUUACGGACGGGGAGGGUUUGCAUCAUGUGAAUCAAGAAAUGGAAGCAAAAACUACUGCUUUACUUGCACCUGACAGAACUCAGCAGCCACAGCCUCCUGCAAGCAAGGGCUCCUAUUCACAGGUGGGAUUCUCUUAUGACAUGGGUGGGAAGGAGGAAAAUGCUUAUUCAGAUGGCGAAGAUGAUGAUGAGGAGGAGGAGGAUGACGAUGAAGAUGUCGAUGAAGAUUUUAACAGUGAUGAUAGUAAUGAUGAAGGUAUGGAUGCAAUUGCAAAAGACUUUGGAGUGAAAAGGUAUGGCUGGCUUGUCCAUAUGGAUAAAAAGGCUAAAGAGGAAGAGAAAAGGCAAAAGGAAGUCAUCAAAGGCGAUCCUGCAAUUAGAAAGCUCAGUCGAAAGGAGAGGAGGAAGGCUUCUCAGAUUGAAAGGGAGAAGGAAAGGGAAGCUGCACGCAUAACGGGGACCCGAGUUCUUCAUCAUGAUCCCUAUCGGGAGACUAGACGAAGUCCAACUUAUGAUGCUUAUCCCCGUUCUCGAAGAUCCAGAUCGAGGUCACCGUCAUAUUCACCAUCAUUAUCCAGGCGUUAUGGUCAUGGAUCACACACUAAUGAUGGUCACAGAAGCAAGCCAAAAACUCCUAAGAUAGAGUUUAUUACCGAAUUCGGGGGCUCUGGUGAUCCAGGGGGACCAAAGCUUGAAGGACUUUCUCCACCAUCAUCUCCUCCAUCUCAGGCUGAUGUGCCGAACCGGCCAUUAUCCAGUCACAUACUUGAAGCCCUGCAUGUAGAUCCUGCAUCUGGUGUGUCCCUUGACAAGGAAAAGAAUGCUAAACAGAAACCAUCAGUGAGUACUUCUUCGGCUUUAGCAAAGUUAACAAAAGGAACGUCUGGGGGGCCAUCAAAACAGGGAGAGAAAAAGGAAACUCCUCAAGAACGACUGAAAAGGAUAAUGAGUAAACAGCUGAACAGGCAAAUUAAGAAAGAUACUGCUGCUGAAAUGGCAAAGAAACGGGAACAGGAGCGACAGAGGCUGGAAAAGAUAGCAGAGACAAACCGAUUAAGUCGCCACAGACAUCGGAGCCGCAGCAGAAGCUACAGUCGUUCCCCUCCCAGAAGAUAUAGGCGCAGUAAAAGUCCUAGUAGAAGCAGGAGUUCCCGAAGAUAUUACUCUCGAUCUCGUUCACGCUCUCCUUCACGUUCCCCUUCACGUUCCUGGUCUCGUUCCCCUUCUCGUACCCGCUCUCGCUCUAGAUCUGUUUCUCGGUCUCCAAGGGUAAGAAGCCGAUCAAGGUACUGAAGUAGUUCGAUGAACACAGAUUAUAUAGGUCUCUAGUUGGAGCAAAUAAGAGAUUUUAUUUUUCAGAAAGUUGAGCCAUAUGAUGGUAGGUUUGAGGUUAUUGUACAAGAAAAAUUAGUGCAGGGACAAGGACCGAGCCUUCUCCAGACAUCUCCGUGAGGUUUUAUAGGACAUUUUGGUUGGAUUUAACCAACUACUAUCUCAUUGUCCAAUUUAAA
Syzygium oleosum is the source of this 2020-nucleotide messenger RNA. RefSeq lists its product as uncharacterized. NCBI's taxonomy places the organism in Eukaryota, Viridiplantae, Streptophyta, Magnoliopsida, Myrtales, Myrtaceae. The record is from RefSeq and is a predicted model, not a curated record. Bases 132 to 1802 code for a protein of 556 amino acids. The transcript has 13 exons.